Molecule: messenger RNA, 1259 nt
Organism: Phragmites australis (common reed)
Lineage: Eukaryota; Viridiplantae; Streptophyta; Magnoliopsida; Poales; Poaceae
Exons: 5
Coding region: 1-723 (240 amino acids)
Biological process (GO): purine ribonucleoside salvage
Cellular component (GO): cytosol; nucleus
Molecular function (GO): adenosine kinase activity
Source: RefSeq, a predicted model, not a curated record
AUGCCGGAUGCAUGUACCUCCCGUGGAGGUGGAGCACCUCGCGCCGCACACAACCGUACAGCACCUCAUCCCACCAGGAAAACCGCGGGCGCACUCUGCCGGGCGCUUGCCGAGCUGCGGCACGACGACAGCAAGUUCCGCUGUGCUGCCCCCGCACCGCACGACACAGCAGGUGCGGCGGACAUGCGGUGCGUCCAGGCUCCAGACGAGGCGACGGCUGCACGCCCAACGCAUGUACCUCCCCGCCUGCCACCACGCGCGCGUGGCCGAGUAGCCAGUAGCCGAGCGCAACGCGGCGCGCCGGACCGGACGGCAGAUGAUGACCCGCCGAUGCGUGGGCUGAGUGGACCGGGUUCUAGAAAUAGUGACACGGUGAGACUACUCGCGAGCGCGUGGCGUGUCGGGCCGUCGGCACGUCUGCCUGUGUCAUACGCGGCGGUUCUUCUUCCUGCUGCUGUGACGAUCUUCUCUGCAAAUAUCGCGGGGCCGACCGCCGCCGCCGCCGCGCUCGGCUCGGCUCAAGAGGAGGAAAUGGCAAGCGGCAGCUACGAGAGCAUCCUCCUGGGGAUGGGGAACCCCGUCCUCGACAUCUCCGCCGUCGUCGACGAGGCCUUCCUCGCCAAGUAUGAUGUCAAGCCGGGCAAUGCCAUUCUCGCUGAGGACAAGCAUUUGCCGAUGUAUGAUGAAUUGGCUAGCAAGAAUAAUGUUGAAUACAUUGCUUGAGGAGCUACUCAAAACUCUUUCAGGGGUGCCCAAGUAAGCUCUGAAGAUACUAAAUCAUAAAGAUCUAAAGCUAUUAGCUUAUGACCAGUUCUGAUUGUUUACAUAUGUUCAUAAGAAACUAAAUCAUAGCAAUCAUGAUUACUUCUCAGUGGAUGCUUCAAAUUCCUGGUGCAACAAGUUACAUAGGUUGCAUUGGGAAGGACAAGUUUGGUGAGGAGAUGAAGAAAAAUGCACAAGCUGCUGGUAUUAAUGCCCAUUGUUACGAGGAUGAAAAUGCCCCAGUGGGCACAGGCACAUGUGCUGUCUGUGUUGUUGGUGGUGAAAGGUGUGCUUCCUACAGUGUCUGCGCUUCAAGGAAUGUGGCUUGAUUCUAAACUACUUUGUUCUAUUUGUAACCAGAUUACUUAUUGCAAACUUGUCUGCGGCAAACUGCUACAAGUCUGAACAUCUGAAGAAACCAGAGAACCCCCAACUCGGUAAUGAAAAUGGGUCACUAGAGCUCAUUUGCGAUUUUUUCACCUUAAUGGUCUCUUGGU